Molecule: messenger RNA, 975 nt
Organism: Neoarius graeffei (lesser salmon catfish)
Lineage: Eukaryota; Metazoa; Chordata; Actinopteri; Siluriformes; Ariidae
Product: neurexophilin-1
Exons: 3
Coding region: 1-975 (324 amino acids)
Molecular function (GO): signaling receptor binding
Source: RefSeq, a predicted model, not a curated record
AUGUCUAGACAGCUGCAAUACACUCAGUCCCACAUGGUGUUCCUCAGCCGCGGGCUACAUUCUGCCCUAAUCUCCACAGAGUGUGCGGCUCAGCCAGCCGAGCUGGAGAUCACAUUAUCUCACCCACCGGGAUCGUUCCACAAUGCACAGUACCGCCCUCCUUUGUUACUGCAGAAGCAGUUGGUUUUGGCACAGGAAGACCACCACUCCUCCUCUUCGCUUGGUCCUAAGUCCUCUUCUCUUGCAGAACCCUCGAAGACCCUGAGUGUUCUGGGCGGUCAGGGCUCUGUCUCCCCCCUCAGCCGCUGGGUGCUGCAUAGCCGCAGUCGAGCAGCCAAUGCUUCAGCGCUGGAGCUGCCCUACCGCUCACCUGUGCCCUUCUCCAAGCAAGAGUUUUGGGAAAUGCUAGGCAGUGACCUCCUCAAACCUGACACCAACUCUGAUGACGAUGCCUCAGCGAGCUCUCGUGUCAAGCGCCGUCCCAUUGUCAAAACAGGCAAGUUUAAGAAGAUGUUUGGCUGGGGUGACUUCUACUCCAACAUCAAGACAGUGCGUCUCAACCUGCUCAUCACUGGCAAGAUUGUAGACCACGGUAAUGGGACAUUCAGCGUCUAUUUCCGGCACAAUUCUACAGGGCAGGGCAACAUUUCAGUCAGCCUGGUACCACCUGUGAAGGCAGUGGAAUUCGACUUGGAGCGCCAGAGCGUGGUGUACCCAAAGGACUCCAAGAUCUUUAACUGCCGUGUGGACUAUGAGAAGGUGGACCGCAGCAAGCGCACCUCACUGUGCAACUAUGACCCAUCCAAGACCUGCUUCCAGGAGCAGACCCAGAGCCAUGUGUCCUGGAUCUGCUCCAAGCCGUUCAAGGUCAUCUGCAUCUACAUCUCCUUCUACAGCACAGACUACCGGCUAGUGCAGAAGGUCUGUCCAGACUACAACUACCACAACGAGAUGCCCUACCUUCCUUCUGGAUAG